CACACACACACACACACACACAGAAACACUCUUCCUAUUGAUCUGCUCUGCCUCGUCGUUGGAGGAAGAGCUGGAGGCAUCAAACAUAACGGGAAUAAAGUGCGAGUUGAGGGAUGGAGAACUUGGCUGUGUUUUACUUGAGUAGCGCGGUGAUGGCGCUCGCCGUUCCGGGAAGAGCCGCACCCGCACCCGCGCCCGCGCCCGACCAGUACUCCCGCGGUAUGGAUUGGCUGAGCAGAUAUGGGUAUCUCCCUCUUCCUGAUCCACGGACAGGGAGAUUGCAGACCAAAGAAGGCAUGGAGAAAGCCAUCAGACAGAUGCAGAGGUUCGCAGGCCUGAAGGAAACGGGCAAACUUGAUGGGGACACACUAAAACAGAUGUCGCUGCCUAGAUGCUCACUGCCGGACAUUGUCGGCACAGAGGACAUGCUGAGAAGGAGGAAGAAGCGCUAUGCUCUCUCCGGGUCCAGUUGGGAAACGACUAGUCUGAAAUGGAGUGUCCUGAGCUACCCCAAUCCUUCCUUACUCAAAAGGGAACAUGUGCAAUCGAUUAUGUACUAUGCCCUCAAAGUCUGGAGCAACAGCACCAACCUCGAAUUCGUCUCGGUCCCCAUAAACGAGGCCGAUCGUGCCGAAAUCCGAAUUUCCUUCGAACGCUCCCUCCAUGACGACGGCUAUCCUUUCGAUGGGAAGGGAGGCACACUCGCUCAUGCCUUCUUCCCUGGCCAGGCUGACAUCAACGGGGACACCCACUUCGAUGAUGAGGAGACAUGGACGUACGGCCGGCCAGAUGGAGAAGGAACCGAUCUCUUUACUGUAGCUGUGCACGAGUUUGGCCAUGCGUUAGGUCUUUCUCACUCGUCGGCUAGUCCCUCGAUCAUGCGCCCGUACUACCAAGGACCGGUGGGAGACAUUAGCAGAUACACACUUCCCAUGGAUGACCUGCUCGCCAUCCAGACGCUGUAUGGAAUCAAAGCAAACAGAGCAACACCUCCCCCUAGUGGUGAUUUAACUCCAGGUGUCCCUGAGCUGCCCAAAAUUCCAUCAACCAAAGGGACUGUACAGCCCAACCCUGGUUACCAGGAUCGCUGUGAGGGAGGAUUUGAUGCAGUCGCCAACAUCAGAGGCGAUGUCUUCUUUUUUAAAGGACCUUAUUUCUGGCGAGUGCAGCGAUCUGGAUCUUUGGUGUCCCUCGCCCCUGCUUUCAUCAAAAACUUCUGGGUUGGACUGCCACCCGACGCAAACAAGAUAGACGCUGUUUAUGAGCGAAAGAUUGACAGUCGCAUCAUCUUCUUUAUAGGUUCACAGUACUGGAUUUUCAAGGACACUGUGGCAUUGCCUGGUUACCCACGGCCUUUGUCUGAAUGGAGCAUGAGAACUCCCGAUGGGAGGAUGGUGGAUCGAGUGGACGCAGCAUUCGUUUGGGCCCAUAAUGGCCACACGUAUCUAUUUAGUGGUGAUCAUUUUUGGAGGUUCACAGAGAAUCAGGGGGAAAUAGUAUCGCAUCCAGAUGCGGACUACCCAAGAAGUGCCUCCCUCUGGAAGGGGGUGCCCAGCAAUCUUGAUGACAUCAUGAGCUGGGGGAAAGCGGGAGACACCUACGUCUUCAAGGGCAACUCCUACUGGGUCCUAAAGAGUGGAGGAAUGGAUCAGGACGUUCUGAAUCCCAAAUCGACGGCAACCGAUUGGAUGUUUUGUCCGACCCCGACACCACCCGUCCAAUACCCGCUAACCCCAAACCCUUGCAAAUGCAGCUGUGAUGUUAAGAAUGCUUCCACACUCGCCGGAACUUCAUCGCUAGUUAUUUUAAUAAUGGUUCGGUGCAUCAGUGUGCUGAUUUAAACUGAUUACUCGGUUGAAUUGGAAGAAAUGUGACAUUAUGGCACUGAUUAUGCAUAUGUCAAGUCAAGGACUUUCGGUUGCUGAGUAUGCUGUUUCACUGCUUGCCUGAAAUGCAAAAAAUUUGAAACAAGCUAAAUUCAAUCAAAGAAGUGAUUCAUAUGAUGAAGGGUUUUAAGGAAAAUUUGAGUGUCUGCUAUGAUCAAACCGAAUUUAUGAACCUCUAUAGUGAUUAUAAAGACUAUUAUGAGCUUGUGUUUCUUUCUGCAAAUUUCGGCUCUUAGAGGUUGUAUGUGUGCAGGUUUCUGGACAUUUGCAUAUCGAGUGAAUUUGGACUUUUCGAUAAGGAUACAAGUGCAGGUACCUUUUUUUUUUUAAUCGAAUUAGAUUUAUUGUCUAUAAAUCCUAUGCAAUGGAAUGUAUGACUUGUUAUAGUAGAAAGAAUUGGGAAACCAAAUAGUCAAAAUGUUUAAAUAUGCAAGUAUAUGUAAAUAUUUAUUCAUUCUUGUAUUCGGUCCUCUGUCAAUGCAUUUCAAUCAAUUCCUUGCUGUUUUCUUACAAAAUGCUAUAAGCGAUUUAUAUGAUUGUUUGGCCAGAAAAAUAUAUUAUAUAUAAGAGCUCUCUUUUGGGCUUUAUAACACAUGCAACCUUUAUUCUCCAUAGGUACCUUAAAUACUUUUUUAUUUUUUAUUAUUGCUAUUUUAUCAAACGUUUCAUUGAUUUCUUCGUUCUUUUGACGAGAAGAAAAUUUGACAGAUACGUCCAUCAGCCUAAAUGUCAAGCAUAUGGGGAAAUUUGCGGGUCAGAAUCCCCACUGUUCAAGUCAGGAGUAAUUUGUUUUUAUUAUUAUUAUUUUCUUUUGAAUGUUUUUUUUUUCUAUUCCCAAUUCAACUAUAAAUAUAACUGUAUUUUUAAGCAUCUUUUUUAAUUGAGCUGGUGAAGACAUUAAUAAAUCAAGUUACAUCUAUGCCAA
Molecule: messenger RNA, 2811 nt
Organism: Silurus meridionalis
Lineage: Eukaryota; Metazoa; Chordata; Actinopteri; Siluriformes; Siluridae
Gene: mmp25b
Product: matrix metallopeptidase 25b
Exons: 10
Coding region: 114-1841 (575 amino acids)
Biological process (GO): collagen catabolic process; extracellular matrix organization; proteolysis
Cellular component (GO): extracellular matrix
Molecular function (GO): zinc ion binding; metalloendopeptidase activity
Source: RefSeq, a predicted model, not a curated record